CUUUGUGUACAGCUUUGGACGGCGAGAAUACCUGGCAUUCUUACACUUUACUCUCUCACUGUCUCUUGCACUCUUACACUCUUAACCAUCACUCCUUCCUUGCCACCUCGCACAACGUCGAGCACACCAGCAAGACUCCAACUACCCAUCACCAACCACCCAACCCUACCCCCACCCCCACCCCCAUGACAUCCUCCACCGACCUUCCCUACGCCGCCGAGGCGGAAUCGUCCCUCGGGUACGACGAGCUCGAGGUGCUUCGUAACCAGUACUACAAGGAGAUUGAGAGCGGGCAUGUGACGACGCAGUCCAAGUUCAACUAUGGCUGGGGCCUCGUCAAGUCUGCCUCGCCAGAACUGCAGACCGAGGGCGUCAAGCUGCUGCAGGAGAUCUACUCGGCGUCCCCGAGCCACAGGCGCGAAUGCACGUUCUACAUCGCGGUCGGGUACUACAAGCUGCGCAACUACAGCCACGCCAAGACGUUCAACGACCUCCUCCUCGCUGUCGAGCCAGAGAACAUGCAGGCACAGUCGCUGCGACAGCUGAUUGACAAGGCCGUUACACGCGACGGAUACAUUGGCAUGGGCAUCAUUGCCGGCGCUGCAGCCGUCACUGGCAUCGUCCUCGCCAGCGUCAUCAAGCGGGCCACGCGCAAGUAGACAGAGACGCACGUAGGACCCUUGGAUUUCGUUUGAGAUAUGACUGUGGUAGAGAGCGAUUGUGCGUGGCGGCCCGACUCGGCUGCCGCCGGCGACCCCAGGCGUCUUCUCGCUUCACCGGCCACGCUUCUCUUCCCCCCGCUCACGCUUCGCUUGCCUCACUGUAGAUGAAUCUGUACCACCCCUAUGCCACACACACGCCAAUGCCAACACCUG
Molecule: messenger RNA, 875 nt
Organism: Vanrija pseudolonga
Lineage: Eukaryota; Fungi; Basidiomycota; Tremellomycetes; Trichosporonales; Trichosporonaceae
Gene: FIS1
Product: Mitochondrial fission 1 protein
Exons: 4
Coding region: 186-659 (157 amino acids)
Biological process (GO): mitochondrial fission; autophagy of mitochondrion; peroxisome fission
Cellular component (GO): peroxisomal membrane; mitochondrial outer membrane
Molecular function (GO): protein binding
Source: RefSeq, a predicted model, not a curated record